CAAAUUCGAGCUUUUCUGUAGGAGCACCUGCAUCCUAGCCACGUCUACAAGCGCAGUCUCAGGCACCAUGGGAGGAAUCAACAAGCCGGGGAAACCCAAGUCUAAGAGGACACCCGUCCGCCUGCGCCACAAGAUCGAGAAGGCCUCGGCCGCAAAGCAGCGCAAGUCUCGGAAGCUCGCCAAGAAGAACCCCCAAUGGGUGUCCAAGUUGAAGAAGGACCCGGGCAUCCCCAAUCUCUUCCCUUACAAGGACAAGCUGUUGCAGCAGAUCGAGGAUGACCGUACUAGGAGAAAGGAGGAGUCCCAGCGGCGGAAAGAGGUCGCUCGCGCUGCCAAGACCGGCGUCCAAGAGCGUACCGAGGAUGCUGCCGUUGAGGACGAUGGAGAAUUCGAAAAUAUCGAGGAUGGCGAGGCCAUGGACGAGGAUGACAGCGAAGUGGACGAUGAUUCGAAUCCCAUGGCGGCGCUACUCGCCAGUGCGAGGAGAGCUGCCAAGAAGUAUGACCGUGAAUUGCAGAGCGGGGACGAUAUAGAUGAGGAUGAGGACUCCGAGAGCGACUCGGAUGAGAGCGUGGUAGGCGUGGUAGAGGUAACGGGAGGGGCGACGUCGCGGAAGGCCUACGACAAGGUCUUCAAGCAGGUGGUGGAUCAGGCCGACGUUGUCCUGUACGUCCUCGACGCCCGAGACCCGGAGGGGACUCGCUCUCGCGAAGUCGAGCGCUCCGUGAUGGCGGCUGCGGGCGGCGGCAAGCGACUGAUACUCGUCCUGAACAAGGUCGAUCUGGUCCCUCCCCCCGUCCUGCGCGGCUGGCUCAAUCAUCUGCGGCGCUCCUUCCCGACCCUACCUCUCCGAGCCUCCGGGCCGGCCCCGAACGCCCAGACCUUUAACCACCGGGAGAUGACCGUCCAGAGCACCAGCUCGGCGCUGUUCCGCGCCCUCAAGUCAUUCGCCGCCAGCCGUAACCUCAAGCGGGCCAUCUCCGUUGGUGUGAUCGGGUAUCCCAACGUCGGCAAAUCAUCCGUCAUCAACGCGCUGAUGUCCCGCCUGGGCGGCUCACGUAACCAGCACAACGCCUGCCCCGCCGGUGCGGAAGCGGGCGUCACGACGGCCAUCCGCUCCGUCAAGAUCGAUAGCAAGCUGACGCUGCUCGACUCGCCUGGAAUCGUCUUCCCCUCCACGCCGGCCAGCGGCAGCGGCGCCUCCGCGGUCGGUGUGGGUGGCUUCGUGCCUAAGAACCAGACCGAGGCGCACGCCCAUCUCGUCCUCCUCAACGCCAUCCCGCCCAAGCAGAUCGACGACCCCAUUCCCGCCGUGACCCUCCUCCUCAAGCGCCUGUCGACGCGGCCCGAGCUGAUGGACCACCUCGCCGCCGUGUACGACCUGCCGCCGCUAAUGCCCGGCAAGCGCGGCGACCCGACGACCGACUUCCUCGUCCAGGUCGCCCGCCGGCGCGGCCGGCUCGGCCGCGGCGGCAUCCCCAACAUCAACGCCGCCGCCAUGACCGUCGUGACAGACUGGCGCGAUGGCAGGAUCCAGGGCUGGGCCGACGCGCCGCCGCCGCCGCCCGAGGCAGGUGCCGAGGGGUCGGAGGCCGCGCCUGAUCAGAAGGAGAUUGUCACGGAGUGGGCCAAGGAGUUCAAGAUCGAGGGGCUGUUUGGGGAUGACGAGGGCGAGGCUGAGGUCAAGGAUGUGGAGAUGCAGUGAACGCCUCAGGGUUGAUUGUUCCUUUUUUUUCUUAGAUGUGGCCCCCAAUGAUGAUUGGUCUCCCCCCUGGGUUGCCUCCCUGCCUGUUGUUAGGUAGGCAUUGUUGGCAGGGGAAUUAGCAAACGAACGAACGAACGGCCUAGAUCUAACUCGGGGGUUUGGCGUUCGGGCGUCGAAAAAUUGAAAUACGUGGCUCUCCUGUCGGUCACGUCCGUCUGUAUAUAGGACAAUUGCAAUCAAGGGAUCUUUUACACGCAGCUCUGCUACUUGUCAAUCAUUUCGGUGUUCGGUUCCUUCACUGACCUGCGCCCAAGUCAAUCAGUCCUCGGGGGGGUAGGAGGAUAGGAGGCCAGGCUCUCGAGAGCAAAGCAGGUUCAGCCUGGCUGAUGGAA
Phialemonium atrogriseum is the source of this 2097-nucleotide messenger RNA. RefSeq names its product P-loop containing nucleoside triphosphate hydrolase protein. Gene Ontology annotation, cellular component: nucleolus. NCBI's taxonomy places the organism in Eukaryota, Fungi, Ascomycota, Sordariomycetes, Cephalothecales, Cephalothecaceae. The transcript has 2 exons. The record is from RefSeq and is a predicted model, not a curated record. Bases 68 to 1705 code for a protein of 545 amino acids. Gene Ontology annotation, molecular function: GTP binding.